Sitophilus oryzae (rice weevil) is the source of this 5421-nucleotide messenger RNA. Its product is annotated as pericentriolar material 1 protein. The transcript has 21 exons. Gene Ontology annotation, biological process: cilium assembly; centrosome cycle; intraciliary transport involved in cilium assembly. The record is from RefSeq and is a predicted model, not a curated record. Gene Ontology annotation, cellular component: centriolar satellite; centrosome; ciliary basal body. NCBI's taxonomy places the organism in Eukaryota, Metazoa, Arthropoda, Insecta, Coleoptera, Curculionidae. Bases 190 to 4437 code for a protein of 1415 amino acids.
UUUAUUAGUGUCACUUCUGGUGUCACUAGAGAAUAAAAUUGUUUUUGACAACCUUUUGUUUAUUGCAUACUUUUUCGCAUUCAGCCUGUAAAGUGUUGUAUUUAUUAUUUAAUUUAUAGCCGAAAAAUUAUAAUUUAUUGAAUUCAACAAACAGGCCUCUAAAAACUCAAAAGUGUUUAUGUUAAAAAAAUGGCCGAUGGUACUGGACAUAAAAAUAGACCAAAUACGGGAACAGUUCCAAAAAUAAAAUAUUCUAAUAAUGCUGCAGCUAUUCAUACCUCACAGGAGCAGUCAAAAGGCCCAAGAAUGUCUAAUAAUUUAUCUCCCUUAUGGCACACAUAUGUAGAUUCGUCCAAUAUUUUACAAAAUAAACGUAGAAAUCAAAGAAAUAAGUACUUAAGUAUGGAUGUUGCUUUAGAUGGAUCUGAAUUACCUAACGGUUUAGCUGCUUAUUCAGUCAACGGCAUUACACCUGUAACCAGUUCGUCAAAUUCAAGGAGGGAUUCUGUAGGUUCAACAUUAAAGUGUGAUAAUGUAACAAAGUAUCCAGAUAGAAAACAAAUUGAAGAUAAACUUAGCCAAAUUAGGGAAUAUUUAGAAGUCACAAGCUCACUCAUGACCAGCAUAAGAAAUUCUGACGAACAGAUAUUUGACAUAGAUGAAAAAACUCACUUGCUUCAAAUGAGAAAUGAUUUGCUAGAUAGUGAAAAGAAAUUAGUGAAUUUGUUAGAAGAAAUUGAUAACAGUGAGAAAAUGGAAGCUGCAGCUAACAAUACCUUGCAGGGUUUACCUAAUGGCGACAAUUCGUCCGAAAAUAGUGAAAAUGGAAUAAAAAUUGAGCCAGACAUUAAUAGCUACGAUAAUGAGAUUUCAGCUUUGAGGGAACAGUCACAACAGCUUUUGCUUAAGCAACAUAAAGCCGAAAAUAGAUUUGUUGAAGCUAGGCAUAAUCAAGAGAAAAUUCUGCUCCCUCAUUGUAGUAAUCAAGUUAACUUAGAUCAUCAAAAACUAAACAAAAAUAUGUCUCUAUCUGAGUUUGAUUCGGCAAUAAAAGAUCUAGAGAAUAGAGCUAGAAGACUGAACAGAAGCAAUGCUAAUCAAAAUGGUGGCCCAGAGAAGAUUGUGACAGAAAUGCAAAAUCUACAUAGUCAAUUGGUCACUUUGGCCAAUGCCAAUAAUGAGAGGGAGGAACUCAUACAUGUUUUAGAUAAUAGAGAUGCUGAAUUGAGACUACAGCAAGCCGAGUUAAGGAACAAACUGUUGGAAUUGCAAACUAAAAAGGAACAAGUAGAUAAUUUGGUUCUGCAGCUUCAAUCUUUUGAAGAUGAAGAGCCUAAUGAAAUUGGCCUACAGGUUCGUAAUAUAGUCUCUAUGAAAGAUCAGUUGGGAAAAUUAAAAGAAAUGCUGGAUAUAGUGAACAAUGCUGAAAACUCUUCAGCUGCUGAAGUGCAAGCAACCGCAAAUGAAAUUUGUUUAAGAGCUGAGAAUUUACAAAAUCAAAUUUCUAAACCUGUGCACAAAAGAAAUGACAGUUAUGUUGAAAAUAGAUUGGAUAAUCAUGUCUCAAAUGACACAUAUCAGAAACAGUUAAACAAAUCUCAGCGAAAUCAAGGGGCAAGACCUAAACAAAGGACCAGCAGCAUAAAUGAAAAACUCGCAUUAAAAUCCGAGCUGGAAGCUAAAAAACGAGAAUUAGAAGAAAUAAUGGGAAAGCAUAAAGCUGGAACUUCAAAUUUAAAUCAUGAUGUUAUUGGUAAUCCAGAUAAUGAUAUGUCUUGGAAACCGUCUAUUUUUUGCCACGAUCAAGGUAGCGAUGAUCGACUGUCUAGUAACGGUGAUGAAAAUGAAUAUUCUGAAAUCCAAGACGGUGGAAAUGUUAUCUUUCCACAACAGACCAACUAUUUUCAAUCAAAUUUAAGCAAGAGAUUACGCGACAGUCAGUCAGAAUGUGAAAUACCGACUGAGAGAAUUCAAUCGUUUUCUCGCACUCCUGAAAGAAACUUGAGGAGUUUGUCAUCAAACACCUCAGAAUUUGUAAGGGAACAACAAAGAUUGUCCAAUAAACAAGACAAACUUCAAAAGCAACUGGAGCUGAUUAAGACGGUUUGCGAUUCAGUCCUGGGAGAAAUCCCUAACAAUCAGCAACAAUCCAACUUUCAACAAGUGAGAAACAAUAUAACGCCCUCUUCCGUCUACUCUGAACAGCAGGGACCGUCUUCCACUUUUAGAACAUCUCAGAAUCAAUUAAAUGUUUUUAAUGGAAAUGGCGAUGCGCCUUGGUCUCACGGACAAUCUAACUAUAACAAUCAUAACGAAUCCAACAAUUACCAAAACUGGUUAACGACAAACACGUUACAGACGCAAUCGUUUAUGUUGAACACGUUGAACCAGUGUUGCCAGAUGCUGUGGUUUCAACAAAGGGAGUUGGCGGCAUUGAGAAGUACCGUUACAAUGCUCCAAGAACGAUUAGACGUUCAUCCGUACCCUAUUCAGGCCAUGAAUGAUCAAAACAUGCCGUUGAAUCUACAAGUCCCCUAUCCCUCUAGCGUCGUCCAAAACCAGAUUCCCAACAACAAUCUCCGUCCUCCCGCUCCCACUAAAACUAACCACCAAGUGUCCGCGGCCUGCUCCAUGCCCAACCUUAACCAAUAUAACCCCGCAGCAGUGGCCUCUAACAACGAUCUGGCUUCUUUCGCUAACGUAGCCGCAACAGCAGCCCCAUCCGGCGUGCCUAAUAGCGGCCUGCUCGAGUCCUGUCUCAAUAAUCUGAGCCAGUUGAACACGUCGCAAAGCAUCGAUCACGCUAACAACGUUCUGCAUGCCGUCAAUUCAUCUAAUCUGAACCAUCAGGCCCUACCUGCUCAGAUGUGGAACGGGCAGGCCUUGAAUAAUCAAGUAGCGCCUGGCAACAGAGCUAACAAUUAUUGGGACAAUUUUAGAAGCUAUUCUCGCCAAAACCAAUUGUCGGCAAAAAACAGCGAGAGCGGCUUCCAAAAUUCAGCUUCGGGAAUUGACAGGACGCAGAACCCGUUCCCUCUCACCGCGGGAACGUCGAAAAGCAAUUCCGAACAUUCAUCGACCAAUUCCCAGGAACAUACGCCUCGAAAACGAGUCCUCAAAACCACCAGACACAACACGGAAACGGCAUCGAGAGCCUCAGAGCAUCAAGCUCCUCCCCCUGACGUUUUAAUAGUGAAUCAAAACAGGCACAAACUGGGCUGCGACCAAUCGGAGAUUGCCGGUUUGGCGCAGCUCGAGCAACAUCGUAACUUGGAAGAGUUGGAGCUGGGUCUACAUCGAUUGUUCAAUAUCAGCCAUCCUAGGUCGUUAAUAGAUGGUGCUGAAGAUGAUAGUAAUGGUCUUAGAACGAUCGUUCCUGAACGAAGACAGAACGAAUGGCACAACGAACAAACGAGUCAACGACCCAAAAAGAAUAAGUUAGUUGACGAACUGCGUGAGAAUGUUUACAAAGAAGUAGCCUCUUUGAUAUCAGCCAACGAAGCCAGACCUCAUUUUCUCAUACAGUUAUUCAAAGACCUCAAAAAAAUAGAAUCCGAUUCGCUAAGACUGAAAAUUCUCCAGUCCAUUCAAAACAUUCUGACUCAGUCUCUGCCAUCCCAGCAAAAUGCCAAUCCAAGACAGUUGACGGAGUCUGACUCAUUGACAUUGUCAGAGUCCUCUGAACAAGCUUCAGUGUGGUCAAGGCCUACCAAGCAAUUCUCAUCAGACAUUUUAAAUAUGCGCUUGGAGUCUGACGAACCAUUGCUCCAAAAUUCUUAUAAAGAAUUAAUUUCUUUGCUAGAUAACACUGAAGAUGAGGUCAUGGGAAUCAGUCUUUUAACGACUAUAAAACAGGUGUUUCUGGAAUCUGAGUUAUUCAAGGAAUCUGUGAAAGAUACCGUGUUUUUAAAACAUUUUUCGAAUGUCUUAGAUGAUGUACUAGAACAGUAUCUCGGCAAAAAGGUCCAUGACAUAAAAAUACAUCUCAUCCAGACUAUAGGAGAUUUCUUGCAAGGAGAACUAUCUUUUAUUCAUUUAAUACAAGAGACUAUACCUGAAACCCGGGUGAGUCAAGACAGAAAGGAUUCUAUACACUCAAAUGCUGCAUAUAGUGUUGCUAGUACAUUGUUUGAUAUUCCGAAUCAAGAUGCUUUACAAAAUGGCGAUAAUAUUCAAAAUGGCGAUUUGGCAGAAGCAGAUCAAACUAGGAUGGAAGAAAAUGAGUUAGACGAGGAGGGCGCUGUUGGAGGAUUUGUGGAAUCUGAGGAAGAUGAUAUGAAAAUUAUGUCGCAGGGUCAUUCUGAAGAAGUGCUAAAUGGACCUUCAAUAGAUUUUCCCUCGAGUAGUGAAGGUUUAGAUCAAGUUCCAACUAGAUUACAAACGAAAAUCAAAUCAGGUGCUGCCACUCCAACUAAAGAAUUGUUUCAGAUGUUCUAAGUGCACAUCAUGAUGUGGAGCCCUACUGAAACAAACUUCAUCUGACAAAGUUCCUUAAAGAAUUAAAGUUAGAAGCGAAAUCAUCGAAAUUUGAAGAAACAUUUCUAAUUAAGAAACUGUAUAAGAAUACUGAUAUAAAUUUCAUAUCAUAAGUUAUUAAAAAACUGUUAUACAACAUACUUGUCUGUGAAUAUAAAAUCAUUAAUAAUAAACAAAUAUUUAUCUCCUAUAUAUCAAAAAUGUUAUCUCUAUACUAAAAUUACUGUUUAUAGUUAGAAAUUUUUAAUUAUGGAGGUUUUUUGAAGGAUACACCAAUGUUUCACUUCUUUUAAUUCAUAAGGAAGUUAUUUGCCUGUAUAAAAAAUGUGAUAAAUCUUAGUUGUAUUCUAUUCUUAUAAAAGUGGGGAUGAAGAGCCAAGUGAAAUUGUUCGAUUCAAUAUUUUUUCCUAUCCAUCACAUUUUAAAAACAAAUUAUUAGAUAUUUUUAUUGUGUAUAUUUGCCUAUUUUAUAUAAUUUUUAUUUAGAUUACUCUUGGCUUUUACUGCUCUCAAAUGUUAUUUAGAUCUGUUGCAUAAAACUGGUGAGAUUUUUUGAGGAUAUUUAUUUAUUUCGUUUUAUACUGUUUCAUUUCUCACAUAUAUUAAUUUGUUCAUUUGAUUCACUUUUCUGUUAAUCUGUAAAUCCUGGACUAUUGUUAAUAACACUAGUGAUUUUAUCUGGCAGGUCAUUAUUCCAUUCUUGUAAAUGUAUGUUUUAAUUAAUUGUUUUAAGAUAUUUAGUCUCAUAAACUGAAUAUGUAUGAUCGAAAAGUUUUUCAUUUCUGAUUUCUUAUAUAAAUACUGGUAUGAACUUAACAGUUUAUUUAUUAAUCAAGUUUAAUUUGAUUGUAUCGCAUUUCGAAUAGUACAUUAUUUUUCUCAAAACAUUAAAUAUAUACAUUACUGAUAUGAGCAAAGAUAAAUUUCAAUAAAUACUUAUAUUCU